AUGCAAGAUCAACCCACGGGGAAGACAAAAAGACACUUUUGUUCGUUUUGCAACAAGGCCUUCUCGAGGUCUGAACACAAGACGAGACACGAGAGAUCACACGCAGGUGUAAAACCAUUCGAGUGCCAAGUUUGUAGUCACUCCUUUGUGAGAAGAGACCUUUUACAGAGACAUAUCAGAACUGUGCAUAGAAUUUUACUGCUGAGAGAUACUGGAGCGCCCAGCCAAGAGAAUGAAAAGGAUGCCACUUUCAAUGUCAACAAUGUCGAUAAACUAAUAAACUCUAUGAUAAUAGUGAAUAAUACGGUGAAUGUUGGCAACUCCACGUUAGACAGCAACGAUACUGACUCCAGCAAUGCUCAAAUUGGUGCUACAGGCGAUCAUGUGGAUCAAACAGAUGACAACAAUGGUAAAGUCACACAUUAUACAUUCCAACCAGAAAAUGGUAAACUGCCACAAGGUCAAGCAACCGAUGGUCAGAAAGUCAGAAGUAAUUCAGUUGCUUCUGAGAAUAGGCAAAGCCAGCGGGUAUCUAAUGGCUACAAUGUAAAAAAUAGAGUCAAAUCGAAGUUUCUCAGUUUCAAACAGAAAGACUUGACAUUUGGUGAACACGGAGACGAAGCAGGUAUUAUAUCCAUAGAUUACACGAAUAACCUGGUUCUAUCUAAUUUUAGUGAAAGUGAUAUUUCAAUGAUCAUAGAGAGUGUGGAAAGCAAUCCAAAUCUUGAACUCUUACUGUUAAUAAUUCAUAUUAUGGAAAGAAAAUAUCCUCAUGCAGAGACUUCUAAACGUAUUUUAACGAGAGUAUUGUCAUUUACAGGAAUAACAUUCAUUGAAUCCAAGCUAAUUGCCGCCAUACAGGUACGUUAUAGUUUACUUUCCCAAAGAGACGAGAAUCUUUUGAAAUUUUAUUCCCUGUAUCAAGAUCAGAUAUUGGAAUUUAACGAUUUUUCGGUAUUUAACUUGAACCAAUGGACAUGUUUAUCAGAUUUUCUCAAUGCCUCUAAGAAUCAAAAUGCUCUGGUCAUUUACCAACAAUUUAAACGGAAAUUUUUACUCGAUAAGAAAUCUAUUUUGAUGCCUUAUGAGAUUCUAAAUUUAUUAGAUAUCGAGUCCAAGAAAAAGUUAAGAAAUUUGAACAACUUAGAUUAUUUUACGAAUCUGACCUAUUGGGAGAGUGUAUUACUAAAUGACAACAAUUUUGACCUAUUAAUUCAACUAAAUAAAAACUAUAUGAGAGUAUUUGAAAAUGGUCAGCAGUCAAAUUUAUAUUGCUUGACAUCUUUCAACUCCAAGCCAGACGGUAAACAUUGCUAUAACUAUCGUAUUCUUUCAGAGUCUAAUUGGCUGUUACUGAAGCUACUUUGCUGGAAUAAAGAUGUCAAUUUACAGGAUUCUUUGAAUUCUGUAAAGCAUGACAUAUGUAACGCAUUAAUCCCUCUAAUGAAUACGUUAAUAGACAGCAGAGAGAGAUUAUUUUCAAUAAAAAACGAUAACUCCAAAAUAAGUCUGAUCAUAGAUGCUUUGUUUUUCCAAUUGGAACUAUUUUCUGUCCAAUUACUCCCUAAAACGCAAGAAAAUAUGGAAGGAAUUUCAGAGUUUUUAUGUAACGAAAGCUUGCAAAAACUAAUCUACUUUUGGUAUAUGACAAUAACAAAAACGUUUGGUAAAUUUAAAACUAAUGAUAAGAGAUUAAAGCUCAUAAAGCAAUUCAUUAACUCCUACAUCAAGUCCAACACACUCAUCUCUGGAAAUAAGAAAAGAAAACUCAACAGCGGAAGUGGCACUGAUUCACCUUCUCAUGAAGAGAAUUUGAAGAGAUUGGAAGAUGAUUUGUCAGUCAUUCUGUAUGAUAUGUGGUCAAAUGAAUAUCAAGGAUACCACUUUUUAAUAGACACAGUAGUUAAAUGCAUCAAGGACGAUUUGAUUGAGGCUAGAGUACUACAGAUUUUAGAUAAUGACUGUGAGGAUGUAAAGGUAAAACUAAUUGAUGCCGCUUUAAGAGCAAUUAACAAUAUUGAAUUUGCAAUAAAAUCAUCUGAAAGUCAAUAUGUAUCUACAUUGAAGCAUCGCAGAGGAUCAACAUCGAAAUCCAUAGCGUUGCCUAUCAGUCAUGACAAACCCUCGCCUUCAUUAUCUUUGCAAAGGGCAAUGGAUCAGAGCACCACAUAUAUUGAUAAGAGUAGAUUGUCUACAGGAUCAACUCAAAAUAGCAACCAUUUAUCGACCAACUCAACACCCACAAGGGAGAGCUUUGAUUGGAGCGGCAAUAGUUCAAGCAUGUAUUUGACAUCACCAAGGGUCGAAAACUUACCGAGGGUCAGGAACAGUAUUAGUGGUGGAAUGAUUGGUAAUGGUGGUAGAGGAUUUAGAAGUAGUAACUCAAAAAUAGUACUUCCACCAAUUAAUCUGAGUGCUAUUCAUAAUCCGAGUGGCUCACCAACUACUUCAAGAGGCUCUAAUUCAACGAUAGAUGGUGGUCAUUCAUCAUAUGUAUAUGGUAAUGUAUUGAUGUCACCUCAAUCAAGUGUCGACCACAAUACUUUGCCUAAUUCAACCACUAACCACAAUCACAACAAUCAAAACACUCGUUUAGCAAGUAUGCCAGAAUCACGUCCUGCUGGUUGGGGCAGUGAUCCUACAAAGGAUGCGUCUGGAACGUCAUCCACUAGGAUUGGAAUUGAUGUCGGUACAACUGCACCAAACAAUUUCACAUAUGGGAUAUUAAGUGGAUACUCCAUGGGUGAGAGUGUUAAUAUGCAAAGUAAUGCUGCAUCUUCACAUGUGAGAAACAAAAAUAACGAAAGUGCCCUGGAGCCCAAGGACAAAAGUCAAGUACACCUACAGACACCAAAAUCCUUGGAUAAUUUACUGAAAGACGGCAGCUACGACCGUUCGAGAAAAAACUCUUUAAUGGAUGGCAAUGCUGUGUUGAGUCCGAAUUACCAAGGAAAGUCUGCACAGUCUAAUGAUGAAGUACAAAAGGAUCGAAAGAUCAGGCUCCCACCACCAUCUGAAAUACUAAAUACGGCAUCCACAUAA
This is a messenger RNA of Nakaseomyces glabratus, 3042 nucleotides long. RefSeq lists its product as uncharacterized. NCBI's taxonomy places the organism in Eukaryota, Fungi, Ascomycota, Saccharomycetes, Saccharomycetales, Saccharomycetaceae. Gene Ontology annotation, biological process: regulation of transcription by RNA polymerase II. The record is from RefSeq and is a predicted model, not a curated record. Gene Ontology annotation, molecular function: RNA polymerase II cis-regulatory region sequence-specific DNA binding; DNA-binding transcription factor activity, RNA polymerase II-specific. Gene Ontology annotation, cellular component: chromatin.